Lagopus muta (rock ptarmigan) is the source of this 10997-nucleotide messenger RNA. RefSeq names its product cytoplasmic dynein 1 intermediate chain 2-like. Lineage: Eukaryota; Metazoa; Chordata; Aves; Galliformes; Phasianidae. Gene Ontology annotation, cellular component: cytoplasmic dynein complex. Gene Ontology annotation, biological process: transport along microtubule. Gene Ontology annotation, molecular function: dynein light chain binding; dynein heavy chain binding. The transcript has 2 exons. The record is from RefSeq and is a predicted model, not a curated record. Bases 5493 to 7316 code for a protein of 607 amino acids.
UAGGUGAAAUCAGCUAACAGGCCCCAAAGCUGCUGAGGGUGGGCAGCAGAGACAGACUGCACAAAGAGUGUAUUUUUGUAAGUCUUGCUACCAUAGGAAACCAGGGGAAUUGUACACUGGCUAAAAUGAACAGUUUUCCAUAGAUUUAUUUAUGGGCUGGAAACUCCUGCAGCUCUGGCUGUUGCCCACUAGAGGCCGUGAAGCACUUAUGUCUUUCCUGACCCAGAUUACCAGAACCGAAUAAAAAGGAAAAGAGAAAUGGAAAAUGUGCUGAAACUUAAAAAACCUGUGAGCAUUAAAAUCUCUAAACCUCUCCUGUCCCUGGCAGCCCAGUGGGGGCAACCAGCUGUUCUCACAUGGAACAGACCUUGCUGGAGCAGGACAGGGAGGAGCGUGUGGGGCAGCGGGUGGCUGCUCCUUCAUGACAAGCCCAGCGCAAACAAGUAGUCAAACUUAAUGGGAUUCUUUUAAAAUAAAUUCUUCCUUGUGAGUAUCCUUCACAACUGCAUCAGAGCCUGGCACGCUGCAGCUGUCAACAAGAAGGAUGUCAAGUGUGAGUCGGAUUUAACAAGGGGAGUUUGCUGGAGAAUUAAAGCGAUGAACAGACAUGGACAGAAACACUGGGGAGAAGGCUUGACAUGCUGGGAAGCAACCUGAAGGUAUCUGUCGGUGUGAGAGAAAGGUGAGGUGAGAGAAGACCCAACUGGGUCAGCACAGUGGAGGUGGAAGGCUCAGACAGAGGCAGGACGGUCAUCAUAAGGCAGGAUGAAGGCAAACAGGAGAAUGGAUCGGGAUCCGCUGGCCAAGGGAAUGAACCAACACACUGGGGGACACAUCAUACCCUGAGUGAAUGACACAGCAGAUGUGCCAAAAAAUUGGAGAUGAGAGCAGUUGCAGAAGAGCUGUGCUCUAAUGGGAAAGCAUCAAAACGGGGCUACAAAGCACUGAAAAUCAGAGUUAAAUGUCUUCUUGGAAACAUAAUUUGUUGCAGGUUAUCUAGGAACUGACAAAGGGUCAAUGCAGAUCAGAUUAUUCUUUGCAGUUAUUGAUUGCCCUGCUUUCAGCAACAUUGAGUUUCAUCUGCCAUUGUGCUGUUCACAAACCCAGCUUAAUUAUGGCUUAUUUAAGUCCCUUUAUCUUCUGCUGUCUGGAUUAAUUGAAUACUUUCGUGUCUUCUGAAAACUCUGUGGUGUUUUCCAUGCUUUUGCAAUAGAUCAUUAAACAACAUAACUAUGUCAGACUAUUCCUAAAAUGAAAUUUCAUGGCAGCCCAAUGAAAGCCAAUGGCCUUAGUGAAAAUGUUCACUUAUUUCUCUUCUUUGAAAAAGUCCUCAUGUAUUUGGUAACCUUGUGGUCAAACUUUCUAUUAAAAAAUAUAUAUAUAUAGAAUAUAGAGAUUACAUUGAUUUGGGGACUGUGGAUUUAAGUCUCUUCUGGUUUGUGUGCAGAUACCUCAAAAUAUUAGGGUAUUAUUCAAGAAGUGAAACUUCCUCUGACAGCUGUUUUGCAAGAAACCAGUGAUCAGGUGGUUUGCACCUAAAUAUACAACUUGGAUAGCACAAUGUGCAUGGAGAUUUUUUUUUUUGCAUCCCACCUUUACAAAGAGCUGGUGAUAAGCUCUAAAAGGCAGCGCAGGGAUUUUUUGAGGCAGAUGCCUCCCUUCUCUGCUUGCAGCCCAAACUCCGCUGGGCAUCACACAGCUUCUCUGAUCGACGCUCAAGGAGAAGCAAAAUCCUUAUCUCAUACUGACUUCUAACAUGCUCUGCUUAAUAGGCAGCCCUGAGAGCAGCUACAGGUGUUCACAUACUCUUUAAUCUAAUCUUUUGUUUUUUUGUCUGGUGUCACAGAAGUCACGCUUAAUAGGUUUGCAGUUAUUAGGCAGUUAGAAAAGUUAUUUGCACUUUGCAGUUUGCUGCCAGAAGUGCAGUAGGAGACAAGCACCAAUGUCUUGUGAAUCCCACAGCUGUCGUGACUUUUCCAUUUAAAGAAAGAACAGUUGCUUGAGGCAUUGUAGAAACAUGCAAGAACACAGAAACAGUUUGUUAAUACUGCAAGUGAAUUCGCAGUUAUUGAGAGCAGAUGGUCAGUUCUCACAGUGAAUGAACCUUAAAUCAUCUAGACUUACAAGACUGCUGCAAAUGACAAAAUGAUACCAAAUUCAUAAAAAGAAAUCCUACAUAGCCACAGAGCUUGGCUUAGAUUUGAAUCCUAUAGAAAAUGGCUUAAACUCAGAUAAAGUUGUCACUGUUAAACUGAGUCACAGGCUUUACUCCACAGUUUCAUUCCCUUAUUUUUGCUGGUAUAUAUAACUCUUAUAGCAGUCAAAACUAAGCUAAAAUAAUAAAGUUCUUAAUAUAAUAAUUAUAUUAGUAUCGUCAAUAAAGCUUGGAAUUAAGCUAAUCCUUCCUUGUGCCACUGCAAUUCUGUGGCAGCAAUAUUAGUGAGAAUGGAAAUAGAGCUCUGAAGUUACAUACAGCCAUACAAAUGUUGCUUUAACAAAUUAAUCUGUUCCAGAGGUUGUAAAUUCUUUCCAUACAUGUGUUGGUUGUAAAGAUUCUAUAAAAUAGCUUUAUGGAGGUAUGCAGAAAUACUCUUCAAUGCAGACUGUGGGCAAAUACAAGUUAUUACCACUAUAGGUAAUAGUGGGGCUAUGCAAAUGAAGGCCUUCCAUAAGACCACAUGCCUUUCAGCCUACAUUUCUGUUUCUUACCUCAUUUUCUUAAUCAAAUAGGAAUGUAACUGGGAGGAAGAAGGGAGGCUUAAGCAAAGAGUUUUGUUGUGUGGCUCUUUGUGCAUGUGUCCUGCAAUUGAAUUUCAAACGGUCAGCCACCUCCUCCAAGAGCCCUGAAGUCAUCCUCUAAAACCUCCUUCCCUGAGACAUAUACUCAGCUUUCCAGCUGAUUACAUCUGGACUGCGAACAGUGAAUGACGAUUAAGGUUAAUCUGACUGCCAAUUAACAGGUCUUUGCAAAUGGGUAAACAAGUACUGAAUUCUGUGUGCUGACCUAAAGGCAGCUGACAGGGAUUGCUGACACACACCUGAUUCACUGAGCUUUAAGUGAGAACUGCACUCUGAACUGCAGGAGUGCUCUGAAUACCAACCAAAAGGCUGCAACAGCACUAAUGACAGAGAUCAGGCAUAUGUAAUGGAAAAAAUGUAUGCCCAUCGUAUUUUCAGCACAGGAAGGGAUGUUCGUUUGGUAGGACUGGUGAUCAAUGCAACUUACUCUGACAAAUCCUUCCAUUCUAUACGUAGGGCUAACAGAGCACACACACAUUUGACUGGGUUUGCAGUGCCAUAUCAUUGCUCAGUGUUGGUCCUGUAUUACUUAUUUUGACUAUACUCAUCUGGCUUUGGCUGUGAACAAGUGAACUAGGCAGCUCAUGAUGGUGAAUUCAGUCAUGAGGACUUUGAAAGUGUGUUAUAAAAUCCUGAGAUUUAGCUGAUUGUAGGCAUCACAUUCAUUUCGUAUUUCUGUAUUCAUUUCCACACUUGAUAUGUGUAUUUGUGGUAUUACCCUUUAUUCUCCAUAUUAAUGACAUAGGUCAUAUUUAUUUACACCUCAGCCUCUGCGCAUUUCAUGGCUUUGAACAUACCAAGCCCUGCCACAGUGCCUUCUGGAAUAGCAGUGGUUCUGAUAAGGAACGAAGGUAGAAACAAAUAAGGAACCAAACAGCCAUGCAUGCAAGUUAAGGAAGAUCUCUGGCAAUGCUUGCUCCUGUUUCCUCUCCUACACAUCUCUGUUCCUAACCUAGUAUAUCGCUAUGAACAUACUGACUACUCCAUAUUGACUACUAACCCAUAAGAGCUCUCUUACUACCUUCCCUUUGUGGGACAGAAUCACUUAUUAAUGUAUGAGUACCAACCUUUCUCUAAGAAAUCAAUGAAGCUCCUGCACCGCUAUUUUUCAUUUGAUGUUCCUUUCUCUGACUGCCCCUAAAAAACCCUUCACAUUACCUGUGAGUACAUGAAUUUGCACUUGCAAGUGGGAUAGUAUUUAAAUUUCCAGGUAUAUGCUUAUCAUAUCAUGCUCAUUAGACUUAGGAGGAACUUUUUCACUCAGAAGGGUGGUGACACACUGGAACAGGUUGCCCAAGGAGGCUGUGGAUGCCCCAUCCCUGCAGGCAUUCAAGGCCAGGCUGGAUGGGGCUCUGGGCAGCCUGGUCUGGUGACUGGUGACCCUGCACACAGCAGGGGGUUGAAAUUAGAUGAUCUUUGUGGUCCUUUUCAACCCAGGCCAUUCUAUGAUUUUAUGACAAAAAAGCUCUUAUCGAUAUUGUGCAAUCAACUUCAUUCUCUUCUUAAGACAAAAAUCUGCAUAGCAAGCCAGUUAAUUUCCAGAUCACCGUAAAAUUCAGCAAGUCCAUGUUCUGGCUUCAUGGCACAAUGUAAAAAAUAAGUUGAUGCAUAUGGCAAGCUUACCCUGCAAAAACACUUUCCAUACCUGUUGCUAUGGAAUUUGCAGGUGCUAUAGUUGUUUUACAGAACUGUUCAGUGUUGUAGCCAUUUGCAGAAUCCUUUCCGUUCCAACUGCUUUUUUAAUACUGAACUUGGAAAUCCUAGGACACUUUACAGUCCUGCACUGUCAGCUACAACACUGUGUUAAGAUUUUGGUACCUUGACUCAGUAUCACAGAAUUGCUUCAAAGCCUUACAAACCACUAAGAAAGAAAAGAUUAUGCAAGUUUUUUUGACAGAAUGCAAUCUACUUCAUAAAUUGAAAUGUAGUGUUAGAAAACCUAUAAGAGAAUACUUCUAGAAAUACAUUAAUAACAGUGCAUUUGUCUGAAUUGUUUUGUGAUCCCACAAAACAAUUGAUUGAUGGUUGAUUCAUGACCAACUAUUCAGGCCCUACAAAUAAAAUGUAUUAUCAGCAUAAAAUUCACUUUUGAAGCGUGUAAUUACACCAGUCUGCUUAGCUGGCAUCCCUAUGAGUCCACCAAGCUAUUCUGAAUAGUUUUAUUUUUCUAGAAGGUUGUAAAAAAAAAAAAAAAAGAAUUACAAUAACUGCAGUGAUGAUCUGAGGUAGCACUGUAGACAAAAUGUUGAGGUAGAAUGUGAUAAUGAAACAGUUAUGUGAACAGAGAAUUUUUUCAUGUGCCUCAAUAGCUUCACCAUUUCUUUUUUAUUUUUUUCUUCACCAACCUCAUUAUGCAGGCAACAUCUCCUUUAAAGAAAGCUCUACCAUUAAUAGUCCCGAUGAACAAGCAUGCAAAAUAGUAACAAUAUUAGCGAGAAAAAAAUGUAAUUUUGGCAUCUGGCAUAAUAACUGUGAGGCCAUUUGAAAACUGCUGUGCUCACACAGUAUUUGGACCUCUGUUCAUCAGCAGAGAAGGAUCUGGAGCUGGCUUAGCUACUCAAGGAUUCCAGAUUUCCAGACAUAUUUCUGAUUUUAUAUAAAUCAGUGCGUUAUUUUCUGUUAACCCUUCCACGUUGGCACAGAACGUGGCUGAAAAGCUGCCGACGUGUGCGCCAGGGUUAAGUGUUGCAGCCAUGUCUGACAAAAGUGAACUGAAGGCGGAGUUGGAGCGCAAGAAGCAGCGAUUGGCUCCGAUCAGAGAGGAGAAGAAAAGAAAGGAGGAAGAAAGAAAGGAAAAAGAAACUGAUCAGAAGAAGGAUGUUCUUCCUGUUCAAGAAGAAUCUGACCUUGAAAAGAAGAGAAGAGAAGCUGAAGCAUUGCUUCAGAGCGUGGGCUUGACACUGGAGUCUCCUGUCGUCCCUCCUCCUACCUCUCCGUCUUCCAAAUCCGUGAGUACGCCAAGUGAGGCUGGGAGCCAGGACUCUGGCAAUGGCGCCGUUGGAUCCAGACGUGGACCUGUUGAACUUGGAAUGGCCAAAAUCACACAAGUUGACUUUCCUCCUCGGGAAAUUGUUACGUAUACAAAGGAGACACAAACACCUGUUAUGACUCAGCCAAAGGAAGAUGAGGAGGAAGAUGAUGAUGUGGUUGCACCAAAGCCCUUAGUUGAACCCGAGGAAGUAAAAACGUUCAAAAAGGAAGAGGAGGAGGAAGCUGCCCCUCACGAACUUACAGAAGAGGAAAAGCAACAAAUUUUGCAUUCUGAAGAGUUUUUAAGUUUCUUUGACCACUCUAAGAGGAUUGUCGAAAGAGCCCUUUCUGAGCAAAUCAAUAUUUUCUGCGACUACAGUGGAAGAGACUUAGAAGACAAAGAAGGGGAGAUUCAAGCAGGAGCAAAACUGUCCUUAAAUAGGCAGUUUUUUGAUGAACGUUGGUCAAAGCAUCGUGUUGUCUGUUGUUUGGACUGGUCCUCUCAGUACCCAGAAUUACUUGUUGCCUCUUACAACGAGUAUGCACCUCGUGAGCCUGAUGGAGUGGCCCUCGUGUGGAACAUGAAGUACAAGAAGACUACACCAGAGUACGUCUUUCAUUGCCAGUCAGCAGUAAUGUCAGCUACAUUUGCAAAAUUUCAUCCCAAUUUGCUGGUUGGUGGCACAUACUUGGGCCAAAUCGCGCUAUGGGAUAAUCGCAGCAAUAAGAGAACUCCAGUGCAGAGAACUCCACUUUCAGCUGCUGCUCACACGCGCCCCGUCUACUGUUUAAAUGUUGUUGGGACCCAGAAUGCUCAUAACUUGAUCAGUAUCUCAAAUGAUGGGAAGUUAUGCUCUUGGAGCCUAGACAUGAUUUCCCAGCCACUGGAUAGCAUGCAGCUGGUUCACAAACAGUCCGAGGCUGUGGCUGUUACUUGCAUGUCCUUCCCUAUUGGAGAUGUCAACAACUUUGUUGUUGGAAGUGAAGAAGGCUCAGUCUAUACUGCAUGCCGUCACGGGAGCAAAGCUGGAAUCAGUGAGAUGUCUGAAGGACACCAGGGACCAAUCACAGGUAUCCACUGCCAUGCAGCAGUUGGACCUGUAGACUUCUCACAUCUUUUUGUCACCUCUUCUUUUGACUGGACAGUAAAGCUUUGGACAACGAAGAAUAACAAACCUCUCUACUCAUUUGAAGACCACUUAGAUUAUGUUUAUGAUGUUAUGUGGUCUCCAACGCACCCUGCCCUGUUUGCCUGCGUGGAUGGGACGAGCCGGCUUGACCUGUGGAAUCUCAACAAUGACACUGUGGUGCCAACUGCAAGCAUUACUGUAGAGGGCAAUCUUGCUCUGAACCAUGUGAGAUGGACACAUACUGGGAGAGAGAUUGCUGUCGGUGACUCAGAGGGCCAAAUAGUUAUAUAUGAUGUGGGAGAGCAAAUUGCAGAUCCUCGCAGCGAUGAGUGGACUCGGUUUGGCCAAACACUGGCAGAAAUAAAUGCCAACAGAGCUGAUGCGGAAGAGGAAGCUGCAACCUGCAUCCCAGCAUAGAUCUCUGCAAAUGGGCAGCAGUGGUAGGCUUGUGAAUGAUCUGAUGCGAAUCUUAGAAGUAUGAGCAAGUGUCAGUAAUGGCUUAAGGGAGUAUGCGGAUUCAACCAUGGACUUGGAAAACGUGUUAUGAUCUCUGAAAAUCAGAUCUUGCAUUGUUGACUUCUAUAUAAAACUUACAAGCACAUUAUUUGACUUAUGUAACUUUUAAUACAGUUAACUUUGGCACCUGUACAGGCUGGGAGGAGUGGUCCUUGAGAGCAGCUCGGCAGAGAAGGACCUGGGGGUCCUGAUGGACGAGAGACUGAACAUGAGCCAGCAGUGCGCUCUGGCAGCUCGAAAGGCAAAUGGGAUCCUGGGCUCCAUCAGGAGAGGGGUGGCCAGCAGGGACAGGGAGGUGAUUGUCCCUCUCUACUCGGCUCUUGUGAGGCCCCAUCUGGAGUAUUGUGUCCAGGUGUGGAGCCCUCAGUACAAGAAAGACAUAGAGAUUUUGGAAAGGGUCCAGAGGAGGGCGACUAAGAUGAUCAGGGGGCUGGAGCACCUCCCCUAUGAGGACAGGCUGAGGGAGUUGGGCUUGUUCAGCCUGGAGAAGAGAAGGCUGCGGGGUGACCUCAUUGCAGCCUAUCAAUACCUGAAGGGAACCUACACCCAGGAGGGGAGUAAACUCUUCAAAAGGGCUGACAACAGCAGGACUAGGGGAAAUGGAUCCAAGUUGAAGGAGGGAAGAUUUAGGUUGGAUGUUAGGGGGAAGUUCUUUACUAGGAGAGUGGUUAGGCCCUGGAAUGGGCUGCCCAGGGAGGUUGUGGAUGCCCCGUCCUUGGACGUGUUUAAGGCCAGGUUGGACGGGGUCCUGGGCAACCUGAUCUGAAUGUGUAUGUUUGGUGGCCCUGCUAGGCAGGGGGGUUGGAGCUACAUGAUCCUUGAGGUCCCUUCCAACCCGGGUGAUUCUGUGAUUCUGUGAUUCUGUGUAACUUUGACUUUGCAAGGAACUUCUUUUGCUGAAACACUAACCUGGUGUAAAUUUGCUGUUAAGCUUCUGAAAUCUCCACUUUAUAAACAGUAUGUUUCUGGAAAGUAGAAAUUGUGUUUCUAAACAAGUUCUGUUUCUAAACUAAACUUCCUAUAUUACACAUUAGCCUUCAUGAGGUAGUAAGUUUCUGAAGGGUUCUUUAAUUCAAACUGCAAGUGGAUAUGCAUGUGUAUGUUCCAAGUAAGUUUCAUUGCUUAUAUAGAGAUAAGCUUCAGACUCUGGUAGUGAGUAAUAUGAGUGAAUAAAAUGUCUGUAGUUACAGUUCAUUUCAUAAUUGGACCAGAAUUGAUGAAAUACAUAUUUAAUAACAAUAAGAAGUUCUUUUGUUUUGAAUUGGUGCAUUGAAGGGUGAGACUGAUUCAUAAAUAAAUCAUUUUUUUCGUCCUUUCUAAAUCUGACACUGCUCUUCCUUAAGGGCCAGGAUUUGGAGAAAAAAAAAGCAGAAAAUCCCAUGGGAUUGAAAACAACAGAUGUUGCCUGUUUUAAGCUUUAUUCCAAAUUGCUGAAUUUAGUGCUUUUAAGAUUUUUCUGCCUCUCUUUGCAGAAGCCCAUGAUUUGCUCUUUAAUGGAUUUUCAAGAAGUUGACUCGGACUGGAAUAUAUGAGAUUUUCAACUUAAAAUGUGCCAUUUUUCUGGAGAGUUACUAAAAACAUAGUAGAAGUAAGAAAGAACCAGUUUCAGGGCAGUAUCACUGUGGAUCAGUACUUUAAGCAAUAAGCCCAACAUAUUACCAUCCCCAUAAAUGUGCAGUGCAUGCUACUCAUGUCCCACUCAACUGCCCUCGUGCUUCCUGCUCCUCCAUUUCAGUACUUCUCAACUGUCAAGCUCAGAUUACAGCAUCCUGCCCCUUGAUUACUGCAAGGGGAUUUGCUAGCUUUCCUUAGAAACAAAAUUACUUUUUUUUCUCCAGAAUCAGUAAUGUUCCAGCACCUUCUCAUCUGCUCUCCAUCACCAGAGAUUUGGCCAAAUAGCCCCAACCUGCAGCAGUAAAACUCAUUCCUUUUCCAGGUGAGCGACUGCAUCUUUCGAAAAGAUGCUCUGAUCAUGAUUCAUUUCAUGGUAGACGUGCCCAAGGCGAAUCAGGUAUUGCAAGAGUAUUCUGAAGGAUGGAUUAAAACACAGUAGAUUGGUAGGAAAUGGUAAGAACGGUAUAGCUAAAAGCAGGAUCUGCACUGUGCUUUAAAUGUACAUUAAUAUUAAAUGAUGUAAAAAGAUGAGACGAGGUAAAAGGAACGCAGACUGGGCAAAUGCAUCCUGGAAGUCAACGAUUCCAAAAAAGCUUGAGUGGAGAAAUAGUGAUGUGGAAAAAAUAACUUUAACAUAUAUCAGGGGAAAAAAAAAGAAAAAGGAAAAAAAAAAGCAAGGAAGGAUGCUGAGGACAGUUUUGACAUUCAUUUCAAAAGAUCUGAGGGGAUUCAAAAAACAAUCACAUAAAGUAUGAAAGCGUUGGAUAUUGUACAACAAGCAGCAGCAGUUUCACUCAUCUGAAAAAGAAGUCUGGGAGAGAAUUUUAUCACAGUGUAGUGGCAUCCAAGAGUGAAGAUCUCUUCAUUCCAUGAAGAGAGCCUAACAAGAACCAGCAUCUGAAACGUGAGCACGUGUUCAAAUUUAAAGGUAAGCAUAUGUCUUAUGCAUUUUUUGCACAAGAGAAUUUAAUUCUAGAUCAAACUGCCAAAGAAUGUGGUAGAUUCUAUUUUUGUCUGCAGGGCAAGAAAGAAUUCUUUUUGGGGAAGGUUGCUGAAGCUAAGCAACCAAGUUAUGUUCUCAUCACAAGGCAGGAGAUGGAUGGGAAGCCAGGCCCAAACAGCUGAUGGAUUUAUGCUUUAUUGGUCAGAUCGUUCUAUUAAGUGUCAGAAACUGUGUUUACAGUGAAUACAGCUGCAGUCAUUAAUAAAAUUAAUUGAAACUGACUACCCUUUAUUUAAUCACUGACUACCCUUUACUUAAUCACAUUUGCAUUGCUGCAAGACCACUGAAUUGCAAAUGGAUGAAAUAUUAAACCUGAUCUCUUCACACGUGCUGAGAUUUUAACAAUACUUUUAUGAACCCUUGAUCCCUAUUUUAUGCCUCAGUUUCCUCAUGCAUUCCAGUUUUUACAACAGCACAUACAUUACAGAAGCAACAGGAGUUAAACUUUAAUGCAUUUGUGUUGUCUGCCAAGCUUGAAAUGGAUGCAAGUAUCAGUCCUUAAGGAAUUGGUGUGCUAUUCAUGUUCUCUUAGAAAUAAAAAUCUAUUUUUCAGGUUAGUGUAGAGAAAAAUAUAUAUAUUUUCUGGUCUUCAGUGGGGACAUCUCACUUUGAUACUCUAUCAUAAAGUUUGCUCUGGGAUUAUUGAGCAACUGGGAAGGAAUGUGCCUAUAGGAUUGCUGCAUGCAGGAGAUGCAGAAAUUCAGUUUAAUCAGAAGUGAUUUUUAAUUUGUUUUUCCCAGACUGAAAUUCUAACAUACUCAUCUUCCAGAAAAAAGGUUUGGCUUCGGACUUCACCACUGCCUUUCCAUUUCCCAAAUGAAGAACAAGGAUGCUGGGACACACUGAUACGAAAUCCAGGGCCGAGUCUUAAUCAACAGCAGCACUGGAAACAAGAAGCACCAUCAUGAGCUCCAGGUUCAACAGUUUUGAGGUGUGCUGAGGUCACCCGUCCUGGGUCCAUGGAC